AUGGCUCCGCCCGCGAAGCGUCGUCGGCGGAAUGUUGUCGAUGAUGAAGACGACGAGGACGAACAGCCCCGUGCAAACACUCUCACUAAAUUCCUGCUUUCUUCACCUACCUCUUCCACGAAAAGCCGCGCUCCUACAGCUUCUCCGAGUCCUACGAAACCAAAAAUCGUCACCAGCAAGCCUUCCAAGAAUGGCUCGAUCCGUCUUCCUCGUCGAACGCAGCAGCACAAGAGCAGUAGUAUAAGCCCGAGCUCCAGGCGAACGAAAGAUGUUGGUAAAGCCGCCGACAAGGGAAAGACGGCAGAUCUGAAGACUCUAUUUUCCAAUCAGGCACAGAGGGCUGUAAAACCUGGAGCUGGAGAUCGGCGAUCCGUUCCUCUUGAAGAUAUCAUCAGUGAUCCUAUCUCUGAGGACGACGAGAUCUCGGAGCAGAAAGCAAGCUCUGCUAGCUUCGUCGGCCAACACGCCAAGAAGAGACUACGAGAUAUUCCUCAAACACCGUUCUCUAGUGCACCAAGUGCUAGCCAGAAGUUCAUAAAACCACCCAAGCCAGUGCACAUUGCUGCAGCCAAUGAUGAUACGCGCCCUUGGUCGGAACGUUUUGGACCGCGUAACUUGGACGAGUUGGCAGUACACAAGAAGAAGGUAUCCGAUGUGAGGAGGUGGUUGGAAGACGUGAUAGCUGGGCGCAUGCGACAGCGUCUGCUCAUCCUCAAAGGCGCAGCUGGAUCCGGGAAAACAACAACUAUGCGACUACUUACAAGUGACAUGGGUUGCGAGCUUCUUGAAUGGCGAAAUCCUGUAGGCAGCUCCGGGUUGGGUUUUGUUUCAGCAUCGGCGCAAUUCCAAGAGUUUCUGGGUCGUGGUGGUAAAUUUGGAGCGCUAGAUACGGACAGCCCCGAAACAGCUACUCAGAGCAGCUCCCAAGUGGCACGAAACAGCGAUUCCAAACGAGUUAUCCUCAUCGAGGAGUUUCCUAACACAUUUUCAAAGUCCUCUACGGCUUUGACAUCCUUCCGCAACACCAUUUUACAAUACCUGGCCGAUAAUACGCCCUCUUUAUCCACGUUCGCAAAGCCGUCUCAACAGGAGCCUGUGACUCCUGUUGUCAUGGUGAUUUCAGAGACGCAUCUUACUACAACAUCCGCUUCAGCUGACAGCUUUACCGCUCAUCGACUUCUUGGUCCUGAGAUUCUACAGCAUCCAGGGGUUGGCAUGAUCGAGUUCAACGCCAUUGCACCCUCGUUACUCCUGAAAGCACUCGAACUAGUUGUUCAGAAAGAAGCAAGAAAGUCAGGUCGGAGAAAAACCCCAGGCCCUCAAGUUCUAAAACAGCUAGGCGAGAUCGGUGACAUCAGGAACGCUGUGUCGUCUCUUGAAUUUCUUUGCUUGAAGGGUGAUGAAGGAGACUGGGGUAACAAAGUCGUGUUUACAAAACAGACUAAAGGUGUCAAGGAUGGUAUUAAGCUUACGCAGGGUGAGGAGGAGAGUCUAGAGCUUAUAUCUCAACGCGAGGCAAGUCUGGGUAUCUUCCACGCAAUCGGAAAAGUCGUCUACAACAAGCGAGACGACAUUGCUCCUCGAAAUGAUACUGUCGAAAACCUACCGAGCUUUCUUUCACAUCAUUCACGGCCAAAGCGCUCGCAGGUUUCUGUUGACACCCUAAUUGACGAGACUGGCACCGAUACGCACACCUUCGUCUCAGCAUUACAUGAGAACUAUGUUUUAUCAUGUGAAAGCACAGAUCCUAUGGACUUAUCGACCCCGAUGGACUAUGUGAACGACUGCAUCGAGUAUCUUUCACAGGCCGAUCUCCUCUCACCAUCAAGAGACAUAUUUUUCGGCGGCAGAGGUGGCUUUUCGGGCUCGGACUCUGGUAGUCAUGUUCUACGACAGGACGAAAUAACCUUCCAGGUCGCCGUCCGCGGCAUGCUGUUCUCUCUUCCCAACCCUGUCAAGCGCAAGUCAUAUUCCACGUCAAAGGGCAGCGACGCAUUCAAGAUGUUCUACCCGACGAGUCUCAAGCUUUGGCGCGCCAAGGAAGAGCUAGAAGGAUUUGUAGAUAUGUGGUCUACGAAGUUGCUGAAGGGUGACGACGGAGCGACAAAGAACCUCACCGAUGGAGCAACAGCGUUCCGCCGCCCACAACAAAACCCUACCGAUACAUCCUGGAUGCAGCGCAAGCAGCAGAGUCGCCAGGCUCUUUUGAAGCAACAACAACAAAAACAAGAAGACGAGCCUGACAAUGCGCCCCUACUCUCCCUCGGCAGCGCAGCCCGACGCGAGAUGCUCCUUGAGCGUCUCCCGUAUAUGACUCACAUCGCUCGCGCUCGAAAGACAUCCAGCUUCCGUCUCCGCGAUCUCGAAAAGGUGGUUGCAUUCAAGGGCAUUAACGCGGCCGAUGAAGACUCCGACGCAGACGACGAUAUGCCACUCGGAGAGGCGUGGGCAACAGACAAACCAUCUGAGGAGAUGAGUCCUCGGAAAAAGAGCGCUGGUAUAAAGGCUGGCAGUGUCUCAGGACUACUCGCUCAGAAACUGGUGCUGAGUGAUGACGAUAUCGAAGAUUAA
Fusarium sp. VM40 is the source of this 2571-nucleotide messenger RNA. NCBI's taxonomy places the organism in Eukaryota, Fungi, Ascomycota, Sordariomycetes, Hypocreales, Nectriaceae. The record is from the annotation of a GenBank genome assembly.